UUCCUAUUUUUUUGUCCUUAAUCACUCUGGGCAAAAAGUAGUUGAUGGAGAUAUUUUUGUUAGUUACUAUAUUUGAGGUACUGAGUAUUUUUCCAACCUUUGUUUUAAGAGACUUAUGAGAAGCAGAUGGCGGUUGAUAGUGUCUUCACAUUCUACUGCCAUUUUUGAGCUCUGUGACAGUGUAAGAUUAAGUCUUUCUGGUAUGCUGGGCCCUAAUAAGCUUUGCGCCUUUUUUCCAUAAAUAGCCACAACUAAUAGUAAUUUGAAGCUAUACCAAUGCUAGUUGGUUUGAAAUUGUCAUGAGUGUUAAUAAUAUUAUAUACACUCUUUAAAUAUGUACAGUUUUGUUUCACCGUAGAGAAAUUCUAAGGAAAUUAUGUAUCAAGUAUUCAUGUUAAGUGAUUUCAUUUUUCAAUUAUGAUAAAAUAAAGGAAAAAAUCAGAAUUUGUUUAUCUUUUAUAAAGAUUUUAAAUGUUUAAUUUCUGUUGACAAUAUAAAUCUUUUGCAAUAAUGCAAUUUAAUUAUUCUUUAAAAAUUUCCCCCCAUUUUAGAAAGUAGAUUUUUUAAAAAUUACUGUCAUUAGCAAUACAAAAGGAAAUCAUCCACUUAGAUGUAAACAGUAAAUGUGGAGGAAAGCAAAAAAACUGAUAGACAAUUGAAUGAAAUAUCAUAACUUAGAGACAUACUGAUUUUUUUCUUCAGUGAUACUUAGCUAGUAAAACACAUAUAAUUGGUGAUUUUAAUACUGUGUAUUUUAGGCAUAAGCUGUUUUUCACUCUUGGAAGCAGAUGAAUGGUGAUUUGCAAAACACUUGUGAAUACAUGAAGAAAAAAAAUACUGCUUUUCUUUUCAUUGAGCAGCAGACUUUUCUAACAUGAACGAGUACUGUCUUUCUUCCUGUUGUCUUUCCCUCCUUAAGAGAACUCACCUGUUAACCAGUCAUGCCUCAGCUCAUCUUUUUUUUUUUUUUUAAUUUUCUUUUAUCUUUUUAUUCUACUAUGCAAUAUCUCCUGUUUUUUUGUUUUCAUGAAAUUUACCUCCAGAAAGGAGAUUUAGUCUCAGGAUAAUUCAGUUUCUUACAUGAUCUUAGUGGUUUGUGGUUUGGAAUCAGGGAGUCAGAUACAACUCCAGAGAACAGAAAAGUGGCUCCCGAGGGAAGGAAGAAAGGAGACCUUUGUUGAGCACCUCUGUAUCAAGCGUUUUUCUAGACUCAUCCAUUUCUUACAAUUCUCUUUGUAGUCCUGUGACUUUGUCAUAUGCCUUGCAAUUGAGGAAACUGGCUAAGAGAGCUUCAGUUACAAAACUGGUAAUUGCCAGAGACAGGAUUUGAAUUCAACAUUUGUCUCCAGAUUCCACACUCUUUCCACUGAACUGUACUUCAUACACUGCCAAAAAUGCAGUGUUUAGAAUAGUUUCCUUGACCAAGCUGACAUAGCAGGAAAUGAGACAUUGUGGCACCUGUUGAGGGAAAAGGAAAAGAAAGAAAAAAAAAGAAAAAAACUUACAGAGAGAGUUGAAGGCUGCUGAAAAGAGGUGAAGCCAUUAUGAGUUGCCAGAAUGCUACCCCUGGGUUGAACAAAGGGUCUCAGCCCCGGCCAGAGAACCCGGAGAGGACUUCACAUGGUGCAACUGCAAAGGAAGACGCCCGCACAGCGCUGCUUGACAACCAACUCACCCUGGGCGACUUUGUCCAAAUACAGACAGCCUUCGAGCCCUCAGAGCCCAGUCAAACCAUUUGUAUGUCCAGAGAAGAGUUUGUGCAGAGAAUGACAGAGAUUGUUGGCUGGGGCACAAAGGAAGAAUAUGGAGAGCUCUUUGAUAAAGUGGAUGUGGCCCAAGAGGGCUUCAUUAAUUGGGACAAGCUGACUUCGUUUCUGCUGUUAACACUUUAUGAGAAAGAUGAACAAGCAAAGGCAACUGUGGUUCCCCAGUGGAGAGACCUUGAAUUUCUCCCAGUGAAACACAAAGAUACCAUCCAAAGAGUAAUUUUCUUAAAAAGUUCAAGUCGUUAUCUGACCAUCAGUAAGGAAGGUUCAGUAGGAAUCUGGGGAGAGAAUUUAAAGCUGCAAAAAACACUUCCCAUCACUUCAGAUGCCACCAAGCUAAAGCACCUGUGGGUGACAAGUAUGGUUUCUCUGGAAAAUGUAAACAAGAUAGCAGUGGCUUUUACAAGUAAAGAGAUUUGUUUCUAUGAUCUACUGUCCAAAGAAGAAUUUCCUUGUCAAUAUAAACUCCAAGGCCUGAAAGGAACACCAAUUUGUAUGGAUUAUUGGUACAACCCUCUUGAUGCCAAUGAGUCAAUUCUUUCUUUUGGGGACAUAACUGGAAAGGUUCAAGUAAUUGCUUUCACAACAGCCUUGAUUUCCCUUUUUGAGCAUCCUGCUGGUGCAUGUGAAGAUGAAGAAGCAACAGUGACCAUUAACUGGGCAGAGCUGCGCCCUGGACAUCACAAAUGUUGCUACACGUUAGGGCACAAACUUCAUCAUGGAGAUUGGGUCAGACAAGUUACUUACAAUGCAUCUUUAGACGCUAUUAUUUCCAGUACAACCAGCAAUACCAACACUGUGGUGCUGGCCUGGAGAGAGAAAUCUAAAAAGCACCUUAAAAUGACAUCUUUCAACAUUGCCCAGGGCAUUCAUGCUUUUGAUUACCACUCUCAGCUCAAUUUAAUUGCAACUGCUGGCAUUGACAAUAAAGUUUGCCUUUGGAACCCCUAUUUUGUCUCUAAGCCGGUUGGUGUCCUUUGGGGUCACUCAGCCAGUGUGAUAGCUGUCCAGUUCUUUGCUUCAAGAAAACAACUUUUCAGCUUCUCCAGAGAUAAAGUUUUGAGACUCUGGGAUAUUCAGCAUCAACUAUCCAUCCAGAGGAUCUCUUGCUUUUUCCCCAAGAGUCAGGACUUCAGGUGUCUCUUCCACUUUGAUGAAGCCCACGGCCGACUCUUCAUCUCGUUCAAUAACCAGCUGGCUUUGCUGGCAAUGAAAAGUGAAGCCGGCAAGAGGGUGACAAGCCACAGGAAAGCAGUCACUUGUGUCCUUUACAAUUCAGUCUUGAAGCAGGUAAUCAGCUCUGAUGUGGGGUCGACUGUUUCUUUCUGGAUGAUAGGCACUGGGCAGAAAAUCAAACAAUUUACCGGUUGCCAUGGUAAUGCAGAAAUCAGCACGAUGGCCCUAGAUGCAAAUGAGACGCGGCUUUUGACUGGCAGCACAGAUGGGACCAUAAAGGUCUGGGAUCUCAAUGGCUGUUGUCACCACAUACUCAAUGUUGGGCAAGAGGGAGCUGUGGAUAUUUCACACAUCCUGGUUCUGAAGAAGACAAUCCUGGUUACAGGCUGGGACAGGUCUAUUACUGUGUUUCGACCUCAGAACUUCAAUCAGUUUUUCAUCCAGCCUGAAGAAUGGAAAGGAGGAAUUCAACACCAUGAUGAUAUAUUAUGUGCUGCAUUUUUACCUCCACAAACUCUUGUUACAGGGAGUUAUGAUGGAGAAAUUGUUCUGUGGAACAACAGCACAGAAAAUGCUCACUAUGUCCUUCACCCUGAUUAUCAGAGGCUGCUAAAAUCAAAAUCGGAUGCAGGGCCUCAAAAGCUUCUUGGUGCUGGGAGAAGCCCCUCUACCCAUCUCACCUAUGAUCAGGCUACCCUUGGAGCCUGUUCCUUUGAGAUGGACACUGAGUGCAAUCAUGCUGUUAUGAGGCUUUGCUUCCUUGAAGCAAGAAAAAACAUCACAGGGACAGGGGGAGCCAACCUGGUAUCAUGUGGAGGAUCUGGGUAUGUCAGAUUCUGGGAUACAUUUAAGAAGCAACUUUUGGCUGAAUUUUUGGCUCAUAGUGGAGUUGGUUCUAUUAUUAUGUCUACUGAUAAAUCAAAUCGAUACCUCGCCACAGGAGAUCUGGAGGGGUGGUUAAAAAUCUGGAAUAUAGAGGAGUACUGUAUUAAUUCCAGCAAGAACAAACUCACACAGGCCCCAACUCUGAUAAGAUCGUUCCGACCCCACGAAGACUGGAUAAGCUCCUUAGAGAUGUGUGAGCCGGGCGGCCGCUUGCUGAUUCUCUCUGCCUCUGCAGACUGCAGCGUUUGUGUGACUGAUGUCUGUGGUGUUCCCGUCCAGAUAUUUGGUCAGGAAAAGCAUUGGCAACUUGAAAACUGUUUUUCUGUUCCUAAAAGAGACACUAAUUUAACGGGAAAUAAGAGUCAAGAGAAAAGCAUAAAGGAAAUUCCCUUAUUUUCUAAGGAAGAAUCAUGUUUAGACCCAUCAAAACAUUCACUACUUGAUAAGAAAACAUACAGUGUCAGAACUUCAGAAGUCAUAAACCUAGGUGUGAAAUAUAUGGAAAGAAAUGUUUAUAAGAAAAAAACACAUGACCUUUACAAUGGUGGAAUUAUACGAAAAUCAUUCAGCAGUUUUAGGUCAUUAAGCAUUGGAACGUUGAAAGAGCUGCCUGAAGUGAAUAAACCAGCUUUUCUUCUAGACCCUGAGAAAUACUUUAGGGAAGGCCCAGAGGAGCAGAGUCCCCAAAUUCCAGAGUUUCCAUCACUUUCUGAAACAUUGAAAGCAAUAUUUGAUGAGAAAAACCUGUUUCCCAAAGAAAUUCUGGAUCGUGAAAGAAGAGCCAAGCAGUUAUGUCAAGAAACAAGUAGUGAAGUGAAGAUAAAAGGAAAUAAGAAACCAUGGUAAUUGAAAGAAAAAUAAAUACUUCAUCAUUGCAUGAAGUAUGUAUAUAAAAUGCACAAAAAAUGGAAUCAAGAAUAUUGCUCCUUUCUCUUACUCUAUAUUUGAACUCCAGGAAAAUUCAUUUUGAAACAAUGUUUAAGUGCUGCUUUUAUCCAUCACCUUUCAAUUUCUCUCCUUUUUUAAUAGAAAAAUAUGUCUAAAGAGGGGACAAUAGCAACUGGUGUCUAUUCUCAUGUUGCUAUAUAAAAGUUCCAACUUUUUUUCUAAACAAUUCCAGAACAAAGUAUUCUAACCAGUCACACUUUUUA
Molecule: messenger RNA, 4978 nt
Organism: Dama dama (fallow deer)
Lineage: Eukaryota; Metazoa; Chordata; Mammalia; Artiodactyla; Cervidae
Gene: WDR49
Product: WD repeat domain 49
Exons: 19
Coding region: 1545-4673 (1042 amino acids)
Molecular function (GO): calcium ion binding; protein binding
Source: RefSeq, a predicted model, not a curated record